CCUAGCCAGGGCGGAGCCCAGCCGCCUCUAAGGCGCUCUGGGUCCGGUAACCAUCAAGGGCACCAGGCGGUUGUUCUGGUUACCGCUGGGGCGCAGCGUUGGGAGGGCAGCUGCGGUCCACGAGGGAUGCUGGUGAGGAAGCCGUGGGGGGCCGCCGCCGCCUUUUGAGGGGAGCGCUCUGGAAACUGCCGUUCGGCGGCUGGAAGGUUCCGGGGCUGGUAGAGGUCUCGAGGUGGGGGCUGCGCUUCCCAGCGCUGGAGCUGCAGUCUCGAGUCCGAGGUCGUCUUUGGUGGGAGAAAGCAGACCUGUGGUUCCCCCGAGCUUGGCGGUCCCAGGGAAGAGAGGUACUCACUCCGCGCCGCCGGCAGCCCUCGCGCUUUCCGCCCACGCUGGACCGUCGCUGUCGGAGGUGGCGCGGCCGCGUUUUUCCCAGCGCAAGAUACUUGUCACCCUGUUCCUCUUCUGAAAGGGCAUCUGCUGCUGGUGGGAGAGAAGAGAAAUUUUACAGACGAAAGGCCAACAUCAAAAUUUAGGACCUCAUCCACAGUAACCCCUAAGGCCCGCCUCCCUCCUCAAAAAAAAGUAAACACACGGAUUGCUUAAAAGAGGAGAGCCUGAUCGGGAGCUGUUGGAGCAGCUGAUUUUUAAAUACAGCUUUUUAAAUCCGGGACAACUUACUCCUCUUCAAGUACUUUUUACUUUUUUAAUGAUUUUGUAAAUUAGUCUGAUUUGAAUUGUAAUCCUGUGACUGUGUUUAUUGGACUUUGGCCGGUUCCCCGCGCUUUUUUUGGACAACAUAUUUUGGGGAGAACAUCUAAGCACCAAAACUUUAACCAGGAAAAAAAAAGAGGAUCUCACCGUUGACCCGGUGUCACCGAAGAAGCCUUUAAACCAUGUGGACCUUUCUCGGCAUUGCCACCUUCACUUAUUUUUAUAAGAAAUGCGGGGACUUCGUCUCUCUGGCCAACAAGGAGCUCUUGCUGGGCGUGCUGGUAUUCCUGUCGCUGGGGCUGGUGCUGUCCUACCGUUGUCGCUACCGGAAUGGGGCCCUCCUCGGGCGCCAGCAGAGCGGCUCCCAGUUCGCCGUCUUCUCGGAUAUUCUGUCAGCCUUGCCUUUAAUUGGUUUCUUCUGGGCCAAAUCCCCCACUGGUUCAGAAAAGAAAGAGCAGCUUGGGUCUAGGAGGGGCAAAAAGGGAUCCAAUAUUUCAGAAACAACCUUAGUAGGAGCAGCUGCCUCUCCAUUGAUACCUUCUCAGAAUGAUCCAGAAAUUAUCAUCGUGGGAUCUGGUGUACUUGGCUCUGCUUUGGCGGCGGUGCUGUCCAGAGAUGGGAGAAAGGUGACAGUAAUUGAGAGAGAUUUAAAAGAGCCUGACAGGAUACUCGGAGAAUAUUUGCAGCCAGGCGGUUGUCAUGUCCUUAAAGACCUUGGUCUUGAAGAUACAAUGGAAGGUAUUGAUGCCCAGGUUGUAAAUGGCUACAUCAUUCAUGAUCAGGAAAGCAAAUCAGAGGUUCAGAUUCCUUUCCCUCUGUCAGAAAACAAUCACGUGCAGAGUGGAAGAGCUUUCCAUCAUGGAAGAUUCAUCAUGGGUCUCCGGAAGGCAGCUAUGGCAGAGCCCAAUGCAAAGUUUAUUGAGGGCACUGUGCUGCAGUUAUUAGAAGAAGAGGAUGUCGUGUUGGGGGUUCAGUACAGGGAUAAGGAAACCGGAGACAUCAAGGAACUCCAUGCUCCAUUGACUAUUGUCGCAGAUGGACUUUUUUCCAAAUUCAGGAAAAACCUGAUCUCCAAUAAAGUUUCUGUUUCCUCUCAUUUUGUUGGCUUUCUUAUGGAGAAUGCACCACAGUUUAAAGCAAAUCAUGCUGAACUUGUUUUAGCUAAUCCGAGUCCAGUUCUCAUCUACCAGAUUUCACCUAGUGAAACUCGAGUGCUUGUUGACAUCCGAGGAGAAAUGCCAAGGAAUUUAAGAGAAUACAUGACUGAAAACAUUUACCCACAACUACCUGAUCACCUGAAAGAACCGUUCUUAGAAGCCUCUCAGAAUUCUCGUUUGAGAUCCAUGCCAGCAAGCUUCCUCCCUUCUUCGCCAGUAAAUAAGCGAGGUGUUCUUCUUUUGGGAGAUGCACAUAAUAUGAGGCAUCCUCUCACUGGAGGAGGAAUGACUGUUGCUUUUAAUGAUAUAAAACUGUGGAGAAAACUGCUAAAGGGCAUCCCUGACCUUUAUGAUGAUGCAGCUAUUCUCCAGGCCAAAAAAUCAUUCUAUUGGACAAGAAAAAUGUCUCAUUCCUUUGUUGUGAAUGUCCUUGCUCAGGCUCUAUAUGAAUUAUUUUCUGCCACAGAUGAUUCGCUGUAUCAACUAAGAAAAGCCUGUUUUUUUUAUUUCAAACUUGGUGGAGAAUGUAUUAGUGGUCCAGUUGCGCUGCUUUCUGUAUUGUCUCCCAAUCCUCUGGUUUUAAUUGGACACUUCUUUGCUGUUGCAAUCUAUGCCACCUAUUUUUGCUUUAAAUCGGAGCCCUGGAUCACAAAACCUCGAGCCAUCUUCAGUAGUGGGGCUGUACUGUACAGAGCAUGUUCUGUGUUAUUUCCUCUGAUUUACUCAGAAAUUAAGUACUUGGUUCAUUAAGCUUAACAGGGAACCACUGGUGAAUGAGUACUGACUUCCAGUUCACCAGGUCUCAAGAGACUUGGGAGGAAAUGUAUAUAUAGCACAGUACUAUCCCACUUCUAAAGUGGAAAGUCCUGGACCAAGAUUGGGAUUGAUUUGUUUUUGAAGUUCUUUGUAUAUAAACAUGUAAAUAUAUUCUUUGGUUUGCAAUUUAAAAUGAAGGGUAAAAUAAGAUAGUAUUUAAAAGAAAUGAUUGAUACCAUAAGUUAGUGCUAACACUGAGGAACUGCAGUUUGUCUUUUGAAUUCAGUAUCUGAGACAAGUCAUUGUGGGAUCUGCAAAUAAAAUGAAGAAUCAACUCUCA
This is a messenger RNA of Phacochoerus africanus (Common warthog), 2964 nucleotides long. It is a transcript of the gene SQLE, whose product is annotated as squalene epoxidase. The record is from RefSeq and is a predicted model, not a curated record. Bases 894 to 2618 code for a protein of 574 amino acids. Gene Ontology annotation, cellular component: endoplasmic reticulum; membrane. Gene Ontology annotation, molecular function: squalene monooxygenase activity; flavin adenine dinucleotide binding. Lineage: Eukaryota; Metazoa; Chordata; Mammalia; Artiodactyla; Suidae. The transcript has 11 exons. Gene Ontology annotation, biological process: sterol biosynthetic process; cholesterol metabolic process.